Colletotrichum acutatum is the source of this 1596-nucleotide messenger RNA. RefSeq lists its product as uncharacterized. Lineage: Eukaryota; Fungi; Ascomycota; Sordariomycetes; Glomerellales; Glomerellaceae. The coding region runs from base 188 to 1414 and encodes 408 amino acids. The record is from RefSeq and is a predicted model, not a curated record. The transcript is spliced from 2 exons.
CAGCCCACGCACCACACGUAGCUACAUCACCACGAGUAAUAACAAGCUCUAAGCCCUGGGACUCGGCUGGGAAAAAAGGUCUAUAUAAUAGACACCCUAUCUCACCUUCAGUCUAUAUCAUGGUCACCAGAAACAUCACUUCACAGUUGGAAAGCGAACAAAGAAAAACGAACAAAUCACCAAGAAAAUGGCACACGCACUCAUCCUCGGCGCCUCGGGCAUCUCAGGCUGGUCCCUCCUCAACCAGGCCCGGACCUACCCCACGCCCACGACAUUCGCCCGCAUCACCGGCACCACGAACCGCCCUCUGACCCUCGAGCAGGCACGGCUGCCUGCGGAUGACCCCCGACUGGCCCUCGUGUCCGGGAUCGACUUCACGAAGACUGUGGACGAGGUCGCGGGGGCACUGAGGGACAAGAUCCCUGAUGUGGAGACUGUGUCUCACGUCUUUUACACGGCAUACGUCAAUGCGGACGAAUCCAAGGGACAAGCGGCCGCUAACAUCGACCUCCUGUCCGUCGCGAUCAGGGCUAUCGAAAAGGUCUCGCCGCGCCUCGCGUUCGUCGUCCUGCAGACGGGCGGGAAGGGGUACGGCCUCAUGUACCCGGACAAAGUCACGCUCCGCACCCCGCUCCGCGAAGACAGCCCGCGGAUCCCGCGGCCGUGGGCCGACGAGGUGUUUUACUACGCGCAGCACGACCUGCUGCAGGACCUGUCGCGGGGGAAGAACUGGACGUUUUCCGAGAUCCGGCCGGAUGUGAUUGUCGGGUUCGCGCCGACGUCGAACGCGAUGAAUAUGGCGAGGGGUAUUGGGAUCUAUCUGUCUGUUUGGCGGCAUGUUUUUGGUGGUGGGGCCGGGAGCGGGGGUCCUAGAGGCCGAGUGGAGGUGCCGUUCCCGGGGUCGUUGCGGAGUUACCGCGCCACGCACACGGAUACCAACCAGGACGUGCUCUCCAAGAUGGAGAUUUUCGCGGCGGUGGUGAAUCCCGAGGGAUGCGGCGGGGGAAGAGCGUUUAACGUCGCGGAUGGCGGGGCGGUGACUUCGUGGUCGGGGGUGUGGCCUCGGUUGUGCGAGCGCUUUGGUCUCGUCGGGGUGGCGCCUCCUCCGUCGCCCGACGCCGGCACGGGUACCGCGUCCGGAUCUAGUACCCCGCCGCCGUCGAUGAAGGACUUCAUCGCGAAGCACGACGACGCGUGGGUCGCGCUGGCGCGGGAGCACGGGCUGGAUGAGGGCGCUGCAAGAGAGUACAAUUGGGAUUUCCUGCAUGUGAUGCUGGUGGAGUGCAACUUUGAUCGCGAGUACGAUCUCACGCGGGCGCGCGAGGUCGGGUUCGAGGAGGGGAUCGAUACGGUGGAGGGGUAUUUUGCUGCGUGGGAGCGGAUGAGGAGUGCGAAGCAGUUGCCGACAGUUUGAAGAGUAUGCUACAUGAAGAGGUGGACGUGGAGUGCGUGGUCGUGUUGAGUCGACGGGCUGUUUGGAGGGAGACAGGGGGGGGAUUUGAUGGGAGAUACCGGAUUGCAAGCGGCACCACCAAGUAUCUUGGAUAGGUACUUAGGUAGAAAAUAGUUGAAGCUCGUUAUGUUCUUUUAUGCGAG